This is a messenger RNA of Symbiodinium natans, 1911 nucleotides long. NCBI's taxonomy places the organism in Eukaryota, Dinophyceae, Suessiales, Symbiodiniaceae. The record is from the annotation of a GenBank genome assembly.
AUGUCGGACGUGGUUGACGAACAAUUUGCACUCCUCCAGCGCAAGCACCAGGCAGAGACGACCCUGGCCACAAAUGCGACCGGGAAGAGCAAAUGCAAGUCAUGCGUCUGCGGUUACGAGGACGAUGUGGCCAAGUGCGGGAAAGAGCUGGUCACCAGCGCAAAGAAGUGCGGGGAGAAGGUCGUGAGUUGCACCUGGGAGGUGAUCAAGGAUGUUGCCAAGUGUGCAACUGGAAAGUGCAAGGUGAAGAAGUGCAAGAAGAAGGCUCUCCAGUGCGAAGCACCAAAGAGUUGCUUCAAGGCGAUCCCCUUCAUGGACUGCUUGGACAACCUUGCAAAGGACAAGGGCGGCGACGUAAACGCAGCCAUCAAUGUCCUGAAGAGCACGGGGGAGACCGGGUACAAGGGGAUGAAGAGCGUGGUGCUGAAGGGGAUCCCGAGUGUUAGCAAACAGCUGGGCAUGGGCUUAGCCGACCUCAUGCCGAAGGAAGUGGGGAAGAUGUUCACAAAGCAGGGUUGGGAGAACCUUCUGGACAGCUUUUUGGGGGCAGCCCAGGACAUGGCGUACACAGCCUAUGACGGCCUCAUCACCGUCGGAGAUGUGUUGGACAGCUUCCUUGACAAAGUUGCGAACGGCCCCAUCACCCUGCCUCGAAACGCCGGGGACGGGGGCUGGUGCGUGUUCAAGUGGGACUUCACCAUGUUCUGGUUCACGGACUGUGGCUACUUCGGCGCCGUGGACACACUCUGGGGGCACGUGGCGCAAGCUUACAACCCCAAAAUGUGGGACAAGUUUGACGACGACUACAAGAAGAUGGGGAAAGCACUGGCAGAAUGCGCCACCCUCACCACCAAGAUCGACAUCGACAAGGGGCAAUCCAUCAAGAUUGCCACUCCCUUUAUGAGCCUUCAGAAGAUGGACUUUUGCUUGCCUAAGACAGUGGUCUCCGGAGUGGAGGUCAUCGCAAACGCCUUAGUCCUGGCCUACAAAGCCGCAGGCAAGGCCCUAGAUCCAAUUCAGAAGGCGCUCGAUGAUCUCGCUGCUUACGUGAAGAGGCUCAUCUCCGACAAUGCCCUCCUCUUCCAGGAGACCUUCAGCCUCCUCCAGACCGACUCCAAAGAAGGAGGCCUCCAGGGACUGCGCAGGAGCUUCAUGUGCAGCAAGAAGAAAAACAUGGACAACUACGCAUUCAUGGCUCGACUUCAAUUCUCGGUGGGCGUCAAGUGGAAGCACUUCAAGUUUGCGGGCCUGAACUCUGCGCAGGCCAUCGGCAUAGGUCUCUACUUCGGGUGCCUCAAAAGGCAGUUCAAGGUCAUGGCCUUCAUGAACGUCCGUAUCCUGUCCGUGGGCGUUUCGUUGCCUCCAGGUGGCAUCGAUACAGUUGGAGACCCGAAAUGGGCCGGAGACUUCCAGCUGAAAUACUACCCGAAGGCAUACCCCUCUUACACCAACAACAUGAAGUUCGAGGGGGUCUUCCAGGUGACGGCCGGAUUGAAGGUUGCAAACUUCAAUGGAAAUGGCCGCACUUCCGUCUCCUACUGGUCUCCGGAGGUGUCAGGUAAGGCAAAGGAUGCGAGCAACUACAAGUUGGAAAAAUUGGAACAACCAUCGGGCUAUGGCUUCACCAUUGCUGUCAGCCCGCCGAAGAAGCCAGGGUCUGGGUCGGGGGACUCAGGGUCUACGGACCUCGUCCAGGCUGGGGCAUCCGGGGCGGGGCCGGAUUUGGCAACAAGCCUUCGUGAGCAGCUUCAUGCAGAGGGAAUCACCGAGCAUGAUCUUGUGACUGGACUCCACCAGCUUUCCACUGCAGAGAACAUGUCAGGGGUUGUGCCCACUGGGAGCUUCGACGCGCGCUUGCAGCUGUACAUAUGUUUUGACUCUCCGGCUCGCUGCAACAAGGAUGGAGUGUGA